AACUUCUGCUUGCCUGCCUUUUCAGCCAUUCAUGCAUGCUAUAAUUCGCAACCAAUAAUGGGUUUCUACUCCAAAUCAUCAACAAAUUUUCUUCUUCACUAUUCAAUCUUCUUCUUCUUUGAAAUCAUUACAUCAAUAUUGAUUUUCUCUACUACUACUAAUUCAAUCUAUUUUAACUUCCCAAGUUUCCCAGCAAAUGAUACUCGUAUCAUUUUCGACGGAGAGUCAGCCAGGAACGUUGACAGAGAUUUCAUUGAAGUCACCAGCAUUUCAGCUGGGGGUACUGGUCGCGAAAUUGCUGGCCGUGCCACUUACUCAGAAGCUAUACAACUUUGGGAUGCAACCACUGGAAGGCAGACAGACUUUGAUACACACUUCUCAUUCAUCAUUGAUAGACAAGAUCGAACUUAUCCUCAUAAUGCUGAUGGUUUAACCUUUUUUCUUGCACCUUUCGGAUCUAUGCUUCCUGGAGAUUCUUGGGGUGGAGCUCUUGGCUUAUUGCCUAGGAAAGUAUCUGAAACGAAUUUGACGACAAAUCCAAUUGUUGCCGUUGAGUUUGACAGUAAUAAAAACGGUCAGGAUCCAAGUACAGAUCAUGUUGGUAUCAACGUUAACUCGGUAGUAUCCGUGGAUACUGUGUCACUAGAAAAUGGUACCAUAAGUGAUGGAAGAAAGGCUGAUGCUUGGAUAAGUUAUAAAUCAGCUACCAAAAACUUGAGUGUGUAUCUAAGCUAUGCUGAUAAUCCUGUUUCCAAUGGAAGUUAUACUUUGUCUCAUGUUGUCGAUCUAAGCAAGGUUCUACCUGAGCUGAUUACGGUUGGAUUUUCAGCCGCGACCGGCACUUACACUGAACUUCAUAAUGUCCUUUCAUGGAAAUUCAAUUCCACUUUAGAAUUGAGAAAAGAUAAUAAAACUGACGAAGGAAAUACUUAUCAAAACAUACCAACAGAAAUUACAGAAGAGAAAGGAAAUACUUUAGGAUUGAUAGUGGGUCUUGUUGUUGGUUUAGGUGUUUUGGUUUGUGGGAUUGGUUUUGGUUUGUUUAUUUGGUUGAAGAAGAGGCGAAGCUCGAGCAACAUCGAGGAUGAUGCAGCCAACUCCGACAUGUCCAUGGAUGAUGAAUUUGAGAAAGGAACGGGUCCUAGGAAGUUCUCGUACCGCGAGCUGGCUACUGCAACAAAUAAUUUCGAAGGGGGAGGCAAACUCGGAGAGGGAGGAUUUGGAGGAGUUUACAAAGGAUUAUUAAGUGAUAAUACAUAUGUCGCCGUUAAGAGGGUUUCCAAAGGAUCACAUCAAGGUAAGAAAGAAUACCAAUCGGAAGUAAGGAUUAUCAGCCGUUUACGACACAGAAACUUGGUUCAACUCAUAGGAUGGUGCCACGAAAAGAGUGAAUUGCUUCUCGUGUACGAAUUCAUGCCAAACCGGAGCCUCGAUAACCAUCUCUUUCGUGGGGAAAAUGUUCUUACUUGGGAAGUCAGGUACAAAAUAGCUCUUGGUAUAGCUUCUGCAUUACUGUAUUUACAUGAAGAAUGGGAGCAAUGCAUAGUUCACAGAGAUAUUAAAUCAAGUAAUGUAAUGUUGGAUUCAAAUUUUAAUGCUAAACUUGGAGAUUUCGGUUUGGCAAGGCUUGUGGACCAUGGACUAGGUUCUCAGACAACAGUUUUAGCCGGAACCAUGGGAUACUUAGCACCUGAAUGCGUUACUACAGGUAAAUCAAGUAAAGAAUCCGAUGUUUAUAGUUUUGGAAUUGUUGCACUUGAGAUUGCUUGCGGGAGAAAGCCAGUCGAAGUAACUGUGGGGGUCUCACUAGUAGAGUGGGUUUGGGAACUCUAUGGAACUGGAAACAUCAUUGAAGCAGCGGAUGAGAAACUAAUUAUGGAUUUCGAUGAACAACAAAUGCAACAUUUGAUGAUUUUAGGCUUAUGGUGUGCUCAUCCUGACCACAAAGCUAGACCAUCCAUCAGGCAAGUGAUUAAUAUUCUUAACUUUGAAUCCCCGUUGCCGAAUCUCCCACCAAAGAUGCCUACGCCGGUGUAUUAUUCACUUCCGAUCCAAAUGUGUAAGCACUUUCACGGUGAUUUGACGAAUUCGCAGACAGAUGGUAGCCAAUGUACUUGCAGUAGCUGUGCCUACACGAGUUCUUCUCAGGUGGCUGCGUCUUCUACUAGUUCUUCUCUUUUACACUCGCGGUAAACUGAAUUUGCGACAAAUGUAUAGUAUUUGAUGAGUAGUUAUGCGUUGAUCUUUUUUGUUUUGUUUUUUGUUGAAACGUUCUCUCUAUUUCUUUAUGUUAUUUUUGUGUAAAUGCUGGUACUUGUUCGGACUCUAGUUGUCAUGUGCAAUGUACUCCUAAGUCCAAAGUCCAAACAUAGAAGUUUGCUCUUGGAAAAGGUCACAAAGAAAGUUGUAAGUAUUGAAAAUGUAUUAUAGCAUUUCUAGAACAUUUCUAUGAGCCUCUAGGUCAAAGAUGGUGGCUUAUAUUCUGACUCUAGUUGUUUUCUCCUAAUCGGGAGGUUUUUUCUGGAUCUAAA
Papaver somniferum (opium poppy) is the source of this 2531-nucleotide messenger RNA. Its product is annotated as L-type lectin-domain containing receptor kinase IX.1-like. The coding region runs from base 58 to 2193 and encodes 711 amino acids. The transcript has a single exon. Gene Ontology annotation, cellular component: plasma membrane. Gene Ontology annotation, molecular function: protein kinase activity; ATP binding; carbohydrate binding. Gene Ontology annotation, biological process: protein phosphorylation. The record is from RefSeq and is a predicted model, not a curated record. Lineage: Eukaryota; Viridiplantae; Streptophyta; Magnoliopsida; Ranunculales; Papaveraceae.